UUACGUCACUAAUAAUACUUCAAUACCAAACGGAAAAAGUAUUUUUUAUGUUUCUUCCUUAUUGGUAAAUUAUCAAUUUCUGCACGCAUUACACUUUUUAACAUUUUUCUAGGUGAUGACGAUGAAGAGUUAGAUCCUUUUCUCUGUUCGGGGAAAGUAAAAAACAUUAAAACAUUAAUUGAAUCAGGGAGGCUGCCAAGACAAAGAAUACUUGAUGAGAUGUGUCAGAUUUUUGGGAGGAAAUCCAAAGCGAUAAUCGUCACAUGCAAGGCAAUUUGUGAAUAUAUCAAAUCAAAACAUGUCGCUAUUGCAUAUGUUUGGGCUGCGUAUACAAUUGAAAACCCGCAAAGAAUAACUUUUGUAAUAACUGUGAAGCACAAAUCAGAAGGUAACAAAAGUAAAGAGUCUGUACGUUUAGAGAAAUUGAUCCAAUAUUCAUUUGUCAAACAAUACGCUGGCGAUUUUAGCUUAGAAGGCUCUGAGGUAAUUAAGCAACAGGCUUCACAUGCUGCGAAAUUAGAUGAAGAAUCCUAUGAAAAUCUUCAGACCUGCAUUUCAAAACACUCUGAAGAUUUGAUGAAGAAGCACAAGUAUCUGUCAAUUAUAUCUGCAUGUUCAAAUAGAUCAAAAGGGUUUGGCGCUUCAUGGGAAUUGUUGCCUGAAAAGUGUAUCGUUCUUUAUGUACAAAAAAAGAAUUAUAUUCCAAUUGAUGAAGAACCAUUUGAAACAAGUUAUGACAGCAUUCCAGUUGAUGUAAGAGAAGGUGUCUUUAUACCGUACGGACAUACUGCCGGAGAAAAGCUAAAUCCUGUUAGGAUGGGAUGUCAAAUAGGUGGAGAUAGUUCUAGCGGCACCCUUGGCUGUUUUAUAGAUCAUCCUCAAUACGGAGUUUGUGGGCUUACAUGUGCACAUGUUCUUUUACAUUCAUUGGAGCUGGAACGGUUGAAAUCAUAUGGUAUGAUGAAAUGGCCAUUGCAUGGUAUGUCCAUAAAUGUUUAUCAGCCUGCUGAUAACCAGUCUGUAUUAGGAAACAUUGUUCAACUAAUCUGCAAAACAGGCUCAAGCAAUACCUGUGGAAUGGAUGUGGCUUUGUUCAGAGUCACAGACAGACAACCGAAAACGGCAAGUUUCCCUGAUGCAACGGCGAUUUCGGGACCAGGUAUUCAGACAAUUAACUAUGAUAGUUGGCGAAUGUGUGGCCCAGAUCGGCUGAAUCUAUUAACGCAAGAUCGUGUAGUGAAAUUUGGUUCGAUAACAGAAUUAAGAGAAGGAAGGAUAAAAUUUGGUGUUAUGGGAGUCAAAGAAUUAGAAUGUUACCCACUUGUUAUAGGAUGUGCAUCUAUACAACUAUUAAAACAAAUUGAAGUUGAAAAUGUUUCACCUAACUUUCCUUUUGCUGACCCAGGCGACUCAGGAUCACUUGUCUUCGUUGUUGACAGCAAUUCGCAACAUACAUGUAUAGGGAUUGUAGAGGGGGGUACAACAUACGGGACAGUGGUCGUUACUCCUAUUGUUCCUAUACUAGAUGAACUUAACGUGCCUUGUUUAAAACGUUUUGCAAAUGAUAACAUAAAUAACUUAGGAGCACAUAUAAACACAGUUGCUAGUGACGUUCAAAGCAUGUAUAGAGAUAUUCAGGGCCUUCAAGGUAAUAUGAAUACUGUUGGUAAUGAUAUUCAGAGAAUCAACAGCAACAUGUUAAACAUGGAAAGGGCAAUUCAGCAAAUAAAAGAUUUUUUAAAUCCUCCCCGAUAAGUUGCUGCACAGCAGUAUCCAUGAUCGAAAGAAUCACAUGGCUUGAAACAAUGACCAUAAUGAUUAUUUCGUGUUCAAAUAGUGUAUCCCAUGCUUAAUGCUUUUUAAGUGGAAUCUUAGUAAUCAUUUUCGUGUUUGCUGUGAUAGGUUUUUGGCAUUGGAUUAUGUCAAAUACAAAGGUGAAAAAUCAAAGUUGGUGUAGUAACUGUAUAGCUAAGGACACGGUACUCCUCAGUUUCUUUAAUAUAUUUUGAUGAAUGUUGUUUACUCUUUUUUUUUGACAAAUUUUGAUUGUGGUUUUAUGAUAAAAAGCCAUGUUUUUUCUCCUAUGAUUGUAAAACGCUGUCAACAGUACUUGCGGCUAUUUAGAUAAAACAUUAAACUUUCUGUUGAACUUAAACUGUUAUUUAAGUGUUUAUUUAGUUUAUGCUUAGAAAUAACAUAUGUUUCAUAUUAUCAAACACAUAUUUCACUAUGAUAUUCUUUUAAAAUACUAUGUACUUUAAAACAAUGAUUUUAUGUCCCUUUCGAAGAAGACAAUGCAUAUUUUUGCUAAUUUCGGUCUGUCUGUUUAUCUGUCUGUCGAUCGGUUUGUCAGUCGAUCGGUCUGUCUGUCUGUCCAUCGGUAUAUUUCAUAUACUUAUUUUGCGAUAAAAAAGAAGACGAAUAUCAUUUUGUUUUAGACUGUGUUUUAUAUAACAGUCUGAGACAGCAAUUUGUACCAACAUAUUAUUAUAGACGUCCAAAUAUGCAACAUUUUGUUUAUUUAAAUACUGCAUAAUGCAUUAAGUGUGUCAUAAGAACAUUUAGUACAUAUGUAGAACACUCGAACUUUAAAAUAAGGCAAUUAUACUUUAACUUGACUUUCAAUAUUUAGGGACUCAAAAUGUACGUGAAUUUUGUUUCGCAUGACUCUUAUAUGCUAUAUUUGUUUAUCAUGUAGUUUUGUAAAAUGUUAUUCAUUAUAUUCAAUUAUAGUAAAUCCACAUGUCAACUUGUAAAUUUCGUUUUUUGAGCAAGCUGUGACUUAAUUCAUAUUCAUUUCAUGUCCGAGUGAUAUUUUCAACCUAUUUAUAGACUUAUACUAUGCUUACAUGUAAAAGUGCAUGUUGCGUUUAUCAUUUAUACAGUUUAUAACUAUAUUAAAUGUAAUUCAUUUGUCACAAACUUGUCAGAGCAAGUUGUGACUGGAUAUAGAUUCAAUUUUCUAAGUACUAUUUCUGUAAUAUGUUGUAUAUGAACAUAUAAGAUUUUGAUUGUUUGAAUGUAUUCUGCUUACUAUGUUACAAAACUAAUGGAGGCUUUAUCCUUCGCAUUUCAUUUUGAUAUAAUAUUGGGUUGCAUAUAGCAGUAGCUAAACGUUUACCGAUUUUUCAUGUGACUUUUCUCUUGAUUUAAUUUCCCGCUCAUGGCUUUCUCUUUUUCGUACAAAUUCAUUCCUUGGCGGUAGUGGUCUUAUAAAAUAAUUUAGGUAUUUCUGAAAUUUAUAAUAAGUAAAGCUGUGAUUGAUUCAGUCAACAGCGGUAAAGGUAGAUAUAAAAAGCUUUGCUGCUAUGGUAGUUAGAGUGAUGACGUCACAAUAAAGUUGAAAAUAACUUAAAUAUAUAAGAUAAAGUAGCACGAAUAAAAUUAAACGCCCGCUAUGGUUUAGUGGUAGGAAUAUAGACGCGGCAAUCCAAAGAUCUCGAACAAUUGAAUCUUGACACAAAUUAUCCUAGUAUAUAAUUAUUCCGUGAUUUGUUAUAUCGCGUAUGCUACCUAACACUUUCAACAUAAUUAAUGAUGGUAAAAUUACUGGUCUACUCUUUAUGGACCAAUCCAUUUUGUGUGUUAUUUUUUGUCUGUGUGUGUGAAAUAUGACCGAGUUUAAUGUUAUUUGUUGUGCUUGCUGUUAUCAUGUAAUUAUUUUCUGUUUUCUUUUUGUAACUGAUAUAAACUAAGUAUAUGUGUCCAUUGCAGCUUAAAACAUUUACAAUGUAUAUACAAAAUAGUGAUCUUGAUAUACUGUGUACAAACACACUGCCAUAUAGACAGAUUUAUUAUUAAUUGAAUGAAAUUAAUUGAAACGUUGCAUAAUUUUAAAUAUGAAACUUGGUGUUACCAACUGUAUUUUAAGUUACCUAUCCUAAAAUUUGAUCUUUGGUAUGUUAUUUCAGUCAAUUUUAGGAGAGAAUACUUGUUCAAUAGUCUAACAAACUUACAAACUAGCAAAAUGCAUUAUUAUUUUAUGUUGUCGUUUUUAUCCUUCUUACAGGACAAAAUUUCAUUUAUUUCAUUUAUCAUUUUGUUUUCUUUUUUAUCAUUUUGAGUAAAAUAUGAUAAACAAGAUCAACAAAGAAAGGCGGCAUUCAAUGAACGCAACCCCAAUAUGACCCAGCAACAAGAACCAAUGGCAAGGAGCCCAGGCGGACCCCAAACAAAAACAGGACAGGGCAAAGACAGAGCACGGACAGGUUAAUCAUUAAAUGAUAAAUAAUUUGUAACUGAUUAGGUUAGGAAUUCAAAUAAAGGAAUA
Messenger RNA from Ruditapes philippinarum (Manila clam), 4270 nucleotides. RefSeq lists its product as uncharacterized. NCBI's taxonomy places the organism in Eukaryota, Metazoa, Mollusca, Bivalvia, Venerida, Veneridae. The transcript is spliced from 2 exons. The record is from RefSeq and is a predicted model, not a curated record. The coding region runs from base 220 to 1755 and encodes 511 amino acids.